Molecule: messenger RNA, 1658 nt
Organism: Paramecium sonneborni
Lineage: Eukaryota; Ciliophora; Oligohymenophorea; Peniculida; Parameciidae
Source: the annotation of a GenBank genome assembly
AUUUAAAUACAUCUAUUUAGAAAAAAUAAAUAUAAAUAAUGAAUAAUAAGCCAACAAGUUCAAAAUAAGCUCCAGCUGCACGAUAAUAACCUUAACCAGCAGCAACUAGUAAUUAAUAAAGAGUAUAAAUAUGUUUAAAUUUUAGCCUGCUUAACCUAUUAUUCAAAACAUGGCUAGAGUUACGGAUCCAAAGCAUGUUCCUAAAGAAAUUAGAGAUUAAUUUUUAAAGAAAAUACAUUUUUGUUCAUAACCAUAUGAUUUUAACGAUGAUACUAAAAAUGUUAAGGAGAAAUAAGAACGAUCAUAAUAUUUACAAGAAUUAUUUGAUUUAUUAAAAGAGCCUAACUUUGUAGUGAAUUUAGUUGUUCCUCAUUUAGAUUUAAUUAUAGAAAUGAUAGAAAAGAAUAUAUUUAGACCUCUCCCUAUUUUAAAAAAAACAGCAACUAAUGGAGAAAUAGGAAUGGAAGAUGAUGAUGUAAAAUAAAAAUAAAAAUAAAUAGUAAUUAAUAGAUCCUGCAUGGACUCAUUUGCAACCAGUAUAUGAAUAUUUUUUAUAAUUAAUUGUUAAUGAACAGCCAGAUGUAAAAUCACUAAAAGUAUUUCUUUUAUAAUAUUUAAAGAUUUUUAUUACUCAUUCAUUUAUAUAAGAAUUUUUGGAAUUGUUUGAUUCUGAAGAACCUCGAGAAAGAGAAUAUUUAAAGAACAUUUUACAUAGACUUUAUGCUAAAUUAGUACCUAGAAGAAAAAUGAUAAGAAAAGCUAUAAAUGAUUGUUUUUAUACUUUAAUUCAUGAAACAUACAAAUUUAAUGGAGCAGCUGAAUUAUUAGAUAUAUUAGCUAGUAUUAUUAGUGGAUUUGCAGUACCACUUAGAGAAGAACAUGUUAUCUUUUUUAAAACUGUUAUAAUACCAUUACAUAAAGUUUAAACUUGUUAAUUUUAUCAUGAACAAUUAUUAAGAUGUUCUAUGCUAUUCUUAUCUAAAGAUCCAACUUUAGCAACAUUUUUAGUUGAAGGAUUAUUAAGAUAUUGGCCAUUUGCUAAUUCAGCUAAAGAAGUUAUGUUUUUAAAUGAAUUAUUGGAAGUAUUGGAAGUUUGUGAAAUUUCUAAAUUAGAACCAUUAAUUCCUAAAUUAUUUAAACGAUUGAUUAAAUGUAUAGCAGGACCACAUUUAUAAGUGGCUGAUAGAGCUAUGUGUUUUUUUGAAAAUGAUUACUUUUUGACUAUUCUUAAAAGCUAUAAGCCAUUUACAUUCCCUCUAUUAGUUCCUGUAAUUGCUUAAAUUGCAGAUACACACUGGCAUAAAGUUUUAUAAGAGUCACUUAAUGCAUUGAAAACUAUUUUGAAAGAAAUUGAUUAUCAAGCAUUUGAUAAAGCUUUAAAUAAUAAAGAUCCAAAAUAUUUAUAUAUCAUUUAAGAUGCUAAAAAUCAAAAAAAAGACAGAUAAAAAAUAGAAGAAAAGGUAAAUUAUUUUAUUUAAUUUAGUGGAAAAAUCUCACUAAAUAAGCAAUUUAGAAGAAUCCAAAUUUCAAGGAGCCUAUUGUUCCUUAUUCAGACACUCAUAUUGUCGGUGAACACAAUGGUCUUAACAAUGGAAACAUUACCAUUUUAUGAUCAAAAAUAUAUAUCAAAUAUAAAUAAUAUUAUAUAAAUAUUGAAG